Molecule: messenger RNA, 934 nt
Organism: Neurospora tetraspora
Lineage: Eukaryota; Fungi; Ascomycota; Sordariomycetes; Sordariales; Sordariaceae
Exons: 2
Coding region: 1-855 (284 amino acids)
Source: RefSeq, a predicted model, not a curated record
AUGGCAGGAAACCUUACGCGCCUUUGGUGGAGCCCACUCGAUACUGGAAUUCGUGGGCUGUUAGAUAGGGAUCUCCAGCUCGUAUGCUCCCCUCUUCUCGUCAAAUUCCUCAUUGGCCCUUCAAAAAGAGAAUACCAUCUCAGCAAGUCUCUCAUCGCCAGCCUAUCCGACCCCCUUCAUGGCAUCCUUUCUGAACAUAAAAAUUCCGGCCGUGGAGGUGUGAACGCCAAGCCGGUCGACUGGAGCAACUUCAUCGACGAAGACAUUUUUAACCUGUUUGUGCAAUACGCAUACACGGGUGAUUACAAAAUCCAGAUUAUGUCUUUCCCAGAACAAGAUAUCCUGCGCAAACACCAAAGAUACAGCGAAGCCAGGAGAAUAAACCAAGAUGCCUUUUGGAUUUACGAGAGCAGCCCCUUUGUGCAGACACCAAGCCCUGCAUCAGUGUAUCGACAAUAUGCUCAGAUCUGGGCUUUCGCCAAGUUCCACAAGAUUCAAUGGCUCGUGGUUGUAGCCUACAAACACUUACGGACCGCCUUCCAAGUACUGAUGCGGCGUUCUACCCCUGGCGACUGUCUUGGCCUAGAAGAAAAGAUAUGCCGUGAGGUAGUGGACGUGAUUGGGUUUAUCUACCAUCAGGGACGCCGGUUCUGGGAUGAAGAGAUACACCCGGACGCACAUGAAGGGAUGAGAUCGAUGAUUGCGUGCUUUGCUCGCAAAUAUCUUUGCGACUAUGAUAUACAUACGAUGGCUGGGAGCCGAAACUUGAAGAUGUGGACAAGCUUGCUGGAGAAGGAGCCGAGGAUCGCGGUUGAUAUGGUUACUCAUAACGCGAAAACUAUACCAUGGUGUUGAUGGUGAACAGCACAGGUGCGUCGAUGGUCUCUGACCCGAUGUGUUCACUGUUGUGUGGUAAUCCAGAGCUGGGCCGGAG